AUGCGCCGUGCGACACAGCAAACCCUCGGUAGAUCUUCCGUCUCCGUCUCCGUCCAUCAACCCGCCCAGCAAGCGGAAUCCACCCUUCUUGCUCUGCGCAUCAUCCGUUCACCAUCGCAAUGGCACCCACAUAUCCGGCAGGCUAGCGGUGCUUCUACCGCGAAUCUUCUCUACGGUUCAGACUCGGACUCCGACGUGAAGGGCAAUGUCCCUAAUACGGGGUUGGCUGACACAGGUGAUCACCGGGUGGCAGGGAUUCAUGAUUUCGUGACCAGGUUGAGUGCAUUGUUGGACGAGUUGCAUCUCGUAGAAUUAUUUCCAUGGAUGAAGUGUAUACCUGCGAGGUUCGCGAAGUGGAAACAUGUGGCUGUAGAGUCGUUCAAGAGGGACUCUGCCAUGUUCGAAAGGCUGAUGGAGCCUGUACACGCUGGCGUAGCCAGGGGUGACGAGCCUGCAAGCUUAAUGGGCCGUAUAUGCGACAAUCACGAUAAAUUCAAUCUCUCUCCGCGCGAGAGUGCAUGGUUGUCUGCAACGAUGUUUGCUGCGGGCUCAGAAACGAGUGCGGGAGUUCUCACAUGGUGGACGCAGGCCAUGCUUCUUUAUCCCGAGGCCCAAGCAAGCGCACAGCAGGAGCUGGACGCUGUUGUAGGAAGGGAUCGUGUUCCCUCGUUCGACGACUAUGAGCGUUUGCCGUAUAUAAGGGCCAUGGUCAAGGAGGCACUUCGAUGGCGACCAGUCAACCCGCUGGGCUUUCCACACGUAUCUACUCAUGACGAAUUCUACGAAGGCCACUUCAUCCCCGCCAACUCGCUCAUGAUACCUAAUCUUUGGCUUCUUAAUCAAGACCCACUCGUUUGGGGGCCUGAUGCGAUGGACUUCAAGCCGGAGAGGCACCUGGACGAUAGGGGAGAGUUGAAGGAAAGUGGCCCACUGGACAUGGGGCAGGAGAGUCAUUUCACAUAUGGGUUUGGAAGGAGAGUUUGUGUGGGGAAGCAUGUCGCAAAUGUGAGUCGAAACCCUUUUCCGAUGAUGAGAUUGAUACUGAAUGUUCCUUCCUGUGUUACUUGUCGGUUCAGAAUUUGUUAUUUACCCAGGUAG
Stereum hirsutum FP-91666 SS1 is the source of this 1098-nucleotide messenger RNA. Its product is annotated as cytochrome P450. Bases 1 to 1098 code for a protein of 365 amino acids. NCBI's taxonomy places the organism in Eukaryota, Fungi, Basidiomycota, Agaricomycetes, Russulales, Stereaceae. The transcript is spliced from 5 exons. Gene Ontology annotation, molecular function: iron ion binding; oxidoreductase activity, acting on paired donors, with incorporation or reduction of molecular oxygen; monooxygenase activity. The record is from RefSeq and is a predicted model, not a curated record.